AUGCUGAAGUUCGUCCCUCAUCUAAGAGAUCUUGAGAAGAACGAGGAGGAGCGAUACUCCCGCUGGAUCCAGGAGCUAGAGACGAUGGAGGCACAGUCAGGUUUCAAAGUUAAUGCCUUGAACCGGACUCAAAAGAUGGCCAAGACUAUCCGCGAGGAGACGGCCGCGGAGAUCUCGCUUUACCUGGAUCGCUGGAUAGCAAAGCUGGGCUUAGAUAAUUGCACGAAGGCGACACUCAUCCGGUAUAUGGCCAGUCAUGCUGAGCGAGAUGAUAAGAUGACUCCGCAGCAGAAGUCGAGCAUAAUCAACUCCUAUAGCGACGACGCCGGCUCUCCGCGUGCCGUGAAGACCGCCAAGAUGUUCACGGAAGCAUUUGACAAAGUUUUCGCCGGGAUAGUGUCUCUCGAGAACGUGCUCCUCCUGGACGAGUCAGUAGAGACAAUUGUCGACAGCAAGAAAUGGGUAAAGGACACAAAAGCCGAUAACCCUGGCGGUGAGCAAUUGGUGGAGAUGGUCGAGCAAUGGCUGCAGAGCUACACGAUCUUGGGAUGCUUGAUCUGCUAUACUCACUCCUGCGAGCAUGGCGAGUAUGACGUUGACAACCAAAAACGCACAUUCUCCAUUGAUUCAUUCGGCAAGUUCGGCGGCCUGCUUAAGAAGAGGCGCAUCGAAGAGCUCAAACUCAGGAAACAGGCCGGAGGAACACCUAAGAAGAACAUCGGCCACCCGUGUCAAAAUCAAUGUUACCGCCUGUACGAUGUCGGUAAUGACGCGGCGUAUAUUCGGCCCUGGACUGAGAACGAGACCAUGCUUCUACGAUGUCUCUAUGCAUCCCUUGGCGACGGAGGUGUCAAGGCCCCUUGUGCUGCCAGCGUUCUCAUGGACCGCACUUGCUGGGAAGUCUGGAGGAAACUCAAGUCUCUCCAGCUGUCACUGCCAGAAGUGGACCCGGCCUCCCUAGAGCCUCCAAAGGUCAAACCGCUAACUUGGUAUGACCGCAACAAGAAGGUGCUCCUGGGAGACUGGCAAGAUCAUACAGUUUCACAUGAGCAUGCCCGGCGAAUGGACCAAGAUCCCUGCCGUCAUGACGGACCUUGCAACUCCAAGUGUGUAUGUGUACAAGCUGGAGUUUUGUGCGAGCGAUUCUGUCGAUGCACAGCUGAGAACUGCGCGUGGAAGUUUACUGGCUGUGCUUGUCACUCGACAGGAAAGACCUGUGUACAACGUCAAAAGGAAGGCAAACCGUGCAUUUGCGUCCAACUAAACCGGGAAUGCGAUCCUGUUCUCUGCAAAGGCUGUGGAGCGCGAGAGCGAGCUGAUCCGCAGAAUGCUCAGGAUGAGGUCUUACACUCGACUGGAUGCCAGAAUGUGUCACUUCAGCGAGGAGUAUCAAAGACGGUGCUACUAGGAAAAUCACAACUCGAAGGCUGUGGAUACGGCCUCUUUACGGCAGAGGAUAUCGCAGGGGACGAGUUUGUGAUUGAGUACCUUGGUGAACUAAUUACUCACGACGAAGGUGUGCGCCGAGAGGCUCGACGAGGAGACGUCUUCGAUGAAGAGUCCAACAGCAGUUACCUCUUCACCUUGCUCGAGCAAGAAGGCAUCUGGGUCGACGCAGCCAUCUACGGUAACCUCAGUCGCUACAUCAACCAUGCUUCCGAGCACGACAAGCGAGGCUGCAACAUCACGCCCAAGAUUUUAUACGUCAAUGGCGAGUUCCGAAUCAAGUUCACGGCCCUGCGAGACAUCAAGGCCGGCGAGGAGCUGUUCUUCAACUACGGCGAGAACUUCCCCAACCUCACCAAGAAGCUGCUCGACUCCAAGGAAGGCGCAGACGGCGACGCAUCCUCCGCCCCGAGGAAGAACAAGGGUGGGCGGCCGCGCAAGGACGACUCGGCGCGAGGCGGCAAGGCCACGGCGGCCAGGAAGAAGAACAACCGCGGCGCGGCGCGCAAGGACGCCCCCGAGCCCAAGGUCGACUUCGUCGACUCGGAUUUUGCUAACCUCAAUGACGAGGACGAGGAGGAGGAAGAAGAAGACUACAUGCCGGGACGUAACUCGCAGGACGACGGCGACUAUAGCGCCUACUCGGAGACCAACCGUCGAGGAGGACGGCGCGCAAGCGGUCGCGGUCGCGGCCGGCCUGGUCGGCCCAGAGGAAGUGGCCGUCGCAGCUACGGCACCAAGCGAAGCGACAUGGCGCGAAGAAGCGAGGUGGGCGGCGUGGAGGAGUCCGACUCGGUCGCCGUUGCCGCCGCAGUCACCACUCCGAACCCCGACACGCCCCGCCGGGGCCGUCCCAGGAAGCAGAGAUCUCUCGAGGUCGAGGAGACGUCCGAGGAGGUCAUUCCCGCGCCGCGGUCCCGGUCGGGCGCGGGCCGAAAGCGCAAGCGAGCGCUCGUGGUCGACUCUGAAGACUCGGAUGCGUUCUACUCUGACGAUAGUGGCGCCAACCGCUCCGGGAGAAAGAGACAGAAGCCCGCGCGAUACCGAGAGGAGGAUCAGUGA
Phaeoacremonium minimum UCRPA7 is the source of this 2508-nucleotide messenger RNA. Its product is annotated as putative set domain-containing protein. Bases 1 to 2508 code for a protein of 835 amino acids. Lineage: Eukaryota; Fungi; Ascomycota; Sordariomycetes; Togniniales; Togniniaceae. Gene Ontology annotation, molecular function: histone methyltransferase activity; protein binding. The transcript has a single exon. The record is from RefSeq and is a predicted model, not a curated record. Gene Ontology annotation, biological process: chromatin remodeling.